Molecule: messenger RNA, 1199 nt
Organism: Caenorhabditis sp. 36 PRJEB53466
Lineage: Eukaryota; Metazoa; Nematoda; Chromadorea; Rhabditida; Rhabditidae
Source: the annotation of a GenBank genome assembly
AUGGGAGAAGACCGUCCCAGACUUCUUGGCAAACGCGAUUUCAAAGUGGAGUCGGAGGACGAUGAAGUCUAUGGCCAGCCACCACAACGAAAUCAGGUGCUUGAUGAAUGCGUCUGCGGAAGUCAUUGCUCUUUAUUAAAACUUGGAAUGCACUAUGAGUAUACUGUAGUAAUGCAAACCAAAGCUUCUCUAUCACUGUAUUCUCCUGACUGUCUCUUCGAUUCUCAAUUUUGAUAAAGGAUGAGGUGACGACAGUAAGAAAAAACGAAAUGAAACAUCCAGAAAACAAUGAAAUUAGAAAAGUCUGAAUUUGCUUUCAGUUUUCGUCUUCAAACUCUCGUCAAGAACCCGAAGCCAGCACUAGGAACACACAACGACAAAUGCCACCCCAUCCUGCAAAUGUGAGCUGUUUUUUUCCGCUGAACAUAAACUUGCUCAUGUUUUCCGGAAUGAUAGCGUAACCAAGACCGCUCAGGUGGCGCCACGUGAACCGGAAUCUUCCCUUGAAGAAACUUCAGAGGAGAGCGUACAUGAGGAAAUCUCUCGUGUCUACUACGGAGAAGUAUUUUAGCUCAAUACCGGUUUCCGGGUCAUGGGACCCGCAAAUGUUUUUUGGUGCAAAGCCCAAAUAAAUUAUGGGGUCCGGAAAUAAUUCUUGGAAUCCGAGGGAUGCAGGGCCCAAUUUUGAACCCGGAAACCGGAAUUGAACCUGUAUAUCUUCUCUGUUUGCGGUUUAAAAAUUCUCAGUCACUUCCAGAUGCACAGAGUGAUCAACGAAAACGGAGGACUCGCGAAUAUCCUGAACAACAUUCCAUUGGCCCAAAGGAUCCUUGGCUCAAACUUCGCCAACGUCGUCCGUUUUAUUGCUCCAAUUGUAUGCGCAACUCAAGGUACACCGUCUGAAAUGAACUAUUUUCAGCAAGUACCAGCGUUCCCUGUCCCGUUGGCAAUGCCCAAUUUGUCAGAGGAUUUGGAGCUCCAGAGAGUGCGCCACUCGCACAGCUUGCUUUUCGCAGCUCUGACAAACGUCGUACAGGCCGACAUGAUGCUGCCAACUAUGGAAAAUCUUGAGAUGUGCUCUCUACUCACUACGGUACGAUUGGCGGAGCAUUUUCGACGAUGGAAUCGAUUGGUUUCAGAAAAUCAACGAGCUGCAACGCUACAUGAAUGACCAUGCCAACCGCCGGAACGUCAACUAA